Messenger RNA from Protopolystoma xenopodis, 582 nucleotides. The record is from the annotation of a GenBank genome assembly. NCBI's taxonomy places the organism in Eukaryota, Metazoa, Platyhelminthes, Monogenea, Polystomatidea, Polystomatidae.
CUGGGGCCAAGCACUUUGCCUGGCCUUGAUCCUGGUUGCAGAGGAGCUAUAAGUGACAAAGGUAGAACCGAGGCUGAAGAAUGUCGGACUAACACUCUACGAGAAACUCCUCAAGGUGGUGGGACAACUCAUAACUUCCGGCACUUCCACCAGUCGCAAUUGCACUUAAACCAAAGCCAAUUUAACCGCCACUACCACAACACUUAUUCUGAUCAACACCAAUCUCGAUGCCAUCUAGCUCAUCCAGAACAGACGAUGCUUCAUAUGCACCAGACGGUGGCCACACGAACUGUCGGCCGAAUAUUGCCGUCGUCAAUUAUGGUUGGCGAUCACGAGCCGGCAGCAGCUGGGAAUAAGACAGAAGGGGAGAAGGAUGAGUUCAAAGAUCUCAAUCUUGAUAAGCCACUGAGUUUAAUGAGCGUCGUUGAGGGUUUUGCUGCUAAGGGCUUUGUUGGCUCCGAUGAGGCUGGAGAGAUCUCAAGGGGGCCUGGUGUCUGGAGAGGGACUUCUAAGCACCGAGGUCCCAGGUGCCAUUGGACCAGUGGCCCUCGAACAGGUGAGCACAGUGAACUGGUAAUUUGA